Chenopodium quinoa (quinoa) is the source of this 1350-nucleotide messenger RNA. Its product is annotated as protein FAR-RED IMPAIRED RESPONSE 1-like. The record is from RefSeq and is a predicted model, not a curated record. The transcript has 5 exons. The coding region runs from base 1 to 1350 and encodes 449 amino acids. Gene Ontology annotation, biological process: regulation of DNA-templated transcription. NCBI's taxonomy places the organism in Eukaryota, Viridiplantae, Streptophyta, Magnoliopsida, Caryophyllales, Amaranthaceae.
AUGAGGGCUAGGAGGGAAGCGAAGAAGAGGGCAAAGGCAAUGGGUCUUGGAGGUUCAGGUGGUUUAGUUAAUGGGGUGGUAUGUGAGGAUGAAUUAAGUGGUAUGAAGAGGACUUCGAAAAAGUGCGAAUGUCAGGCCCGUGUUUAUGCUAAAGUUAACGAAGAUGGCUUGUGGGAGUUGAAGAGCAUGGAACUAAAGCAUAAUCACGGGAUUGAUUCGACAAAUUCUAAGCUUGUGAAAGAGUACCACAUGAAGAAAAUGACCUCCGAAUUGAAGAAGAGGCUGGUAGAAUUCUAUGAGCAAGGUGUACUAAUUUCUCAAAUACACGGUUGCAUGGCGACCGAACGAAAGGGAACCAAAAUUUUUUUCCAUGCUCAACGCUUGGAUGCAAGAAGUAGGGUAGCUUAUGAGGACUUUGGUGAUGCGGUUUGCUUCGACGCAACAUACCUAACGAAUGAGUACGAGCUCCCAUUUGCGAACUUUGUUGGUGUGAACCACCAUGGGCAAUCGUUGUUGUUGGGAUGUGCUCUUAUUUCACAUGAAGACUGCGAUACGUUUGCGUGGAUAUUUCGACACUGGUUACCUUUCAUGAACAAUCGAGCUCCUAAAACCAUAUUGACCGACCAAACGGCAGCUAUGCGGAGGCCCCUUGCUGAAGUCAUGCCGAACACGGUGCAUCGUUGGUGCAUAUGGAAUAUCAUGAGCAAGAUCCCUGAGAAACUUGGCAAGUGUGCACGUUACCAAGAGUUCGUCAACCCCCUCAAAGAGCUGGUGUAUGAGAGCUUUGACCCCGAGGAGUUCCAAACCCGAUGGGCAGAGUUUAUUGCUGAGUAUAAGUUGGAGGACAAUGAAUGGCUACAGAGCCUACACAAAGAGAGUCGUAUGUGGGUGCCUGCGAUUUUGGAUGCAAACUUGGUUGAAGAUCUACCAGAGAAGUACAUACCCCGGAAGCACACUAGGGUGAAGGUGGCCUACCAUGAUCCGGGGGACAUGUUUAAUGUGAAGAGAUUCAACAAAAUGAUGCGAAUAUUCGAGUCUUUAUGUGAAACCGCUGCCAUGGUGGACGAUCAAACGGUCUAUAAGGUAAUUGAAACACUAUCGAAGCUUCAAUUAGCUGUUAAUGAGCGUAGGGAUAAGAAGAGUAAGGAAAUUGUUCCUGUAGCUGUAGUUAGUACAUUGUCAUCAGCCACUGAAGGCAGAACGUUUUCCAUUGUUAGGAAUCCUGCUCCUGAUGCUACUGCCGUAGACUCCUGUCCAGCUGCCAUGGACCUUGAGCAUGUAGGAAAUGGUGUUGAGGAGGAUGCUGGAAGUGGUGGUGAGGAGGAGGAUGCAGCAGCAAAUGGUGUUUAG